AGCGCACUCAUCGACGCACCCACCCCUCACGCCCAUCAUGCAGUUCAAGACCCUUGCCAUCGCCGCACUCGCGCUCGUCCCCUCCGCGCUCGGCAUCACCGUCUCUUACGACCAGGCGUACGACAACGGGUCCAGCAGCCUCGACACCGUCGCGUGUUCCGACGGCGCGAACGGGCUGAUCACGAAGGGCUUCUCCACGUUCGGCUCGCUCCCGCACUUCCCGAACAUCGGUGGUGCCGCGGCGGUCGCCGGCUGGAACAGCGCGCAGUGCGGGUCGUGCUGGAAGCUCACGUUCAACGGGAAGAGCAUCAACGUGCUCGCGGUCGACCACACGGACGCAGGGUUCAACAUCGCGCUCGGCGCGAUGAACACCCUCACGAACGGGCAGGCGCAGCAGCUCGGGCGCAUCGACGCCACGGCGACGCAGGUCGCGGCAUCGCAGUGCGGUCUCUAAGACGACAGCUUCAGCAGCUUCAUGGACAUGAUACACACUCACAAUACGGACUUUCACGGACUUACGAACGAUUCAAUACGGACUCAGUGCCAUUGUUGUAGGGCUAGUUGAUGUGGAAAACCAUGUAUAAU
Messenger RNA from Trametes versicolor FP-101664 SS1, 585 nucleotides. Its product is annotated as immunomodulatory protein. The record is from RefSeq and is a predicted model, not a curated record. The transcript is spliced from 2 exons. Lineage: Eukaryota; Fungi; Basidiomycota; Agaricomycetes; Polyporales; Polyporaceae. Bases 38 to 454 code for a protein of 138 amino acids.